Messenger RNA from Daldinia childiae, 2427 nucleotides. Its product is annotated as Heat shock protein 78, mitochondrial. Gene Ontology annotation, molecular function: ATP hydrolysis activity; ATP binding. Bases 1 to 2427 code for a protein of 808 amino acids. The record is from RefSeq and is a predicted model, not a curated record. Lineage: Eukaryota; Fungi; Ascomycota; Sordariomycetes; Xylariales; Hypoxylaceae. The transcript has a single exon. Gene Ontology annotation, cellular component: cytoplasm; mitochondrial matrix. Gene Ontology annotation, biological process: cellular response to heat.
AUGUUAGCGAGAACUCAAUUACUUAAAUCUUCACGACGAGUUGCAGAUGCAUCGUCGAGAGGACUAGCCCGACUUAAUGUAACCCCUUCACAACUGUCAAGAGCUGCGCUUAUAACCACAGCAAAGACAAUAUCCAAUGUUACUCUACCUGCUCCUAUAUAUCGAACAUACGCAAAUGGCCGACCUCAUCCGCCGGGUGGUACGCAUCGAAUGGAUAUGAGCGGAGAGCCCGAGAAGCCAGCUUUGGAGCAAUAUGGAAUUGAUCUUACUGCGAAGGCGAGAGAUGGAAAGUUAGACCCCGUCAUUGGAAGGGACGCCGAAAUUCAACGAACCAUUCAGGUCCUGUCACGAAGAACCAAGAAUAACCCAGUCCUGAUUGGAAAUGCGGGAACAGGAAAGACAGCAAUCCUAGAGGGUCUAGCGCUGCGGAUAGUACGGGGUGAUGUUCCAGAGAGUAUAAAGAAUAAGAGAGUUAUAUCGCUAGACUUAGGAUCGCUCAUCGCCGGUGCCAAAUUUCGGGGCGACUUCGAAGAGCGUUUGAAGAAGAUCCUAACCGAAGUCCAAGAAGCGCAUGGUGAAGUCAUCUUGUUUAUCGAUGAAUUGCACACUCUCCUUGGCCUUGGAAAAGCAGAGGGUUCUAUCGAUGCCUCUAAUCUACUCAAACCUGCUCUAUCUAGAGGAGAACUGCAAUGCUGCGGUGCUACCACUCUAGCUGAGUAUCGGCUGAUCGAAAAAGAUGUUGCUCUAGCCAGACGGUUCCAGCCUAUCUUGGUAAAUGAACCUUCCGUGGAGGAUACAAUCAGUAUAUUACGAGGUAUCAAAGACAAGUAUGAAGUCCAUCAUGGUGUGAGAAUCACGGACGGAGCUCUCGUGGCGGCUGCAACGUACUCGAACCGCUACAUCACAGAUCGUUUCCUCCCUGAUAAGGCUAUCGAUCUGAUGGACGAGGCCGCAAGUUCGUUACGUUUGCAGCAGGAGAGUAAACCCGAAGACAUCAUGCGACUUGACCAGAAAAUAAUGACAAUCCAAAUCGAGUUGGAAAGUCUGAGAAAGGAGAAGGAUGUAGCCAGUCGCGAACGGCGCGAAAAGCUCGAGGAGGACCUCAAGAAAUUACAAGAGGAGGAGAAGGCUUUAACUGAAAGGUGGGAAAAGGAAAGAGGAGAGAUUGAUGCUCUAAAGAAAGUUCAGGAGGAACUAGACAAGGCCCGCAUCGAGCUCGACCAAGCGCAGAGAUCUGGUAACUUUGGCAGGGCAUCUGAACUGCGCUUCGGCAUCAUCCCGAACCUAGAGCAGAAACUUCCUAAGGACGGUGAGAUAGCGCCGGACGCGCAAGGCCCCGAUACCUUAAUCCAUGAUUCAGUUACGGCAGACGACAUCGCGAACGUCGUCUCGAGAAUUACUGGAAUCCCCGUGUCUAAGUUGACUUCGGGACACAUCGAGAAGUUGAUACACAUGGAAGACACGUUGCGUGAAUCCGUCCGCGGCCAAGACGAAGCCCUUAAAGCUGUCGCGGACGCUGUGCGCAUGCAGCGCGCUGGCCUAAGCGGCGAUAACCGUCCUCUAGCAUCAUUCUUCUUCCUCGGUCCUACCGGUGUCGGUAAAACUGAGCUGUGCAAGAAACUCGCCAACUUCCUAUUCUCGACCGAGUCCGCCGUAGUCCGCUUCGAUAUGAGCGAGUUCCAGGAAAAGCACACUAUAUCGCGACUCAUCGGCGCACCCUCUGGCUACGUCGGGUACGACGACGCAGGUCAGCUAACGGAAGCCGUGCGUCGGAAGCCUUACGCAGUCCUCCUCUUCGACGAAUUCGAGAAGGCGCACCGCGAUAUCUCGGCAUUGCUCCUUCAGGUUCUUGACGAGGGCUACCUCACAGACGCUCAGGGCCACAAGGUGGACUUCCGCAACACCAUCAUCGUGCUGACAUCGAACCUCGGCGCGGAGAUUCUAGUUGGCGCCGAUGCCCACCACCCGUACUCGGAGACCCCCGACGGCGAGAUCAGCCCCGACGUGCGCAAGGCCGUCCUCGACGUCGUAGCGAGCAGUUACCCGCCUGAGUUCCUCAACCGUAUCGACUCGUUCAUCGUAUUCAAGCGCCUCACAAUCGACGCCCUACGGGACAUCGUCGACAUCCGGCUGCGCGAGUUACAGGCGCGGCUGGAUGACCGCCGCAUCACGCUUGAAGUCGAUGAUACGGUACGCGUAUGGUUAGCGGAGCGGGGCUACGACCCCAAGUUCGGUGCUAGGCCGCUGAACCGCCUUAUCACGACCGAGAUCAGCAACGGGCUUGCGGAUAAGAUUAUUCGCGGCGAGUUGAAGAGGGGUGAUAAGGCGGCUGUUCGUAUCAAGGAGGAUAAUUCCGGACUGGAAGUAUAUCCCGUGGCGACGACAGAGUCGGAGCAGCAACAGCAGCAGCAACAAGAACAACAUUAA